Messenger RNA from Syngnathoides biaculeatus (alligator pipefish), 2489 nucleotides. RefSeq names its product U-box domain containing 5 (gene ubox5). Gene Ontology annotation, molecular function: ubiquitin-ubiquitin ligase activity; ubiquitin protein ligase binding. The record is from RefSeq and is a predicted model, not a curated record. Gene Ontology annotation, cellular component: nucleus. The transcript is spliced from 7 exons. The coding region runs from base 387 to 2198 and encodes 603 amino acids. NCBI's taxonomy places the organism in Eukaryota, Metazoa, Chordata, Actinopteri, Syngnathiformes, Syngnathidae. Gene Ontology annotation, biological process: protein polyubiquitination.
UCCCGUAGCUCUGAGUACGCUAGCUAGCUAGCUAGGUAGCAGCAAAUUGGUAACGGCAUUUGCAUUUAUUUGUUCCAACAUAAACUAAUAACUUUAAAACGGAUAAAAAUCCGCUUUAUGUCGAAUAAUAACCAUCAUUCGCUGUCUGCGGCGCGUGGUCUCUCAUAAAACUUGGUUGUUAUUGUUGUUUCGCUAGCUCAUAUUGCCAUUAUUACGGACUUGAAUGCAGUGCAGUACUUCCACAAACGCUCAUUUGGGCUGUGAAUUCAUCAUGGAUAUUUCAAUAGAAUAAAUACUUAGUCGACAACGUAGCUCGUUAAUUCGUGAUCAGAACAUCGUUGCCGAGGCGUCUUACCUUGACAUGUGUUCAUGAAAGGUUGGAGGACAUGGUCGUGAAUCUGUGCCUGCCACACUUCAACACAAACAUUAGCUGCAGCAAGUUGUGCGCUGAUGGGUACGAUGUCACCAACCUUAUUUCGGCGGACCCCGCUCUGCGGAGGCGGGGCUUCAAGCUGGAGUACUUUUUACGUCCUCCCGUGCAGGUGACGUUAAGGUUCGGCUUCCGGGUGGAGCUGUGCCGGGUGGACGCGGAGCUGUGGCCCUGGGGCUUCGACCGAGGACAGUGCAUCAAGAGGCUGGAGAUCAGCACCAGCUCCGAUCCGCUCCCCACCCGGAAUAUUGGCCAGGAACCGGUUGACGAGGGGCUCCAGAGGCAGGCCUGUCAGGAGCAGCGCCAUCAAGCGCGUCUGUUGAAGGCCCGCCGGGCCCAGAAGUGGGGUGAGAAGAAUUCGGUUGGGCCUCAGCCAGAGAGCCAGACCCAGUCAGGCACUCCUGAGGAGGACUUUAAAAUAGUGGGCCGUUGUGAACUCAGGGAGGAAACGAAAGUUAGUUUCUCCCGUUCACCUUUUCACCGGCGGCCCCCCUUCGUCUGCCCUCCCCCUCCGCUCCCGGACGACGGUCGCCGAGAGGAUCUGCGGAGCCGGGGACACCUCUCUUUGACGUCCGUCACGCAACUCCGCGUGACGCUGCCUUUCGGCGGCUCCGCGUCGGCGCUCGGGCUCAAGGCCUUGGCGGUGUGGGGGCAACCGGCUCUUUGCUGCCCCCCGGAGGACGUUGAAGAGAUCGAGCGCGUCCACAAGGCCAGUCAAGGAGCGUUACGUCAACCUGUCCCUGCUGUCAAUCCGAUCAAAUCCUCCUGCCACCGCACACCCACAAGCGUCCAGUCUCUUAAUUCAAUCCCUGAGGAGUUCCUUGACCCCAUCACCCAGGAAGUGAUGUCACUUCCCAUGCUGCUCCCGAGCGGCACGUCCGUGGACAGCAGCACCCUGGAGGAGCACCGGAAGACGGAAGCGUCCUGGGGGAGACCCGCGAGCGACCCGUUCACCGGCGUCCCCUUCACGGCCGCCUCCCGGCCGCUCCCGAAUCCGCGGUUGAAAAGCCGGAUCGACCGUUUCCUCCUUCAGAAUGGCGACUUCAGGAGGGACGGGACGACGGGGAGACGAGGGGAGGGUGAAAAGCCGCAACCCUCCAGGCUCGUCGGCUCUUUGGCGCCGAGCGGUAAUCGACGUAUGGCGGCUGCCGCAAGAGAGGAGCCCGCGUCGGGACCCUCGUCGGAUCGUGGAAACGCUUCACCUGGCUCGACGCUUCUUAACAAAAACGCGACACUCGAGAUUGACGGAGUCAAGAAACGAAAUUUGGAUGGAUCGGAACCACCUGCGGCUGUGCAACUGCUACGACCUCAAAGCAAACGAGCGCGAAGUGACACAACGUCAGUCUCUUCCGGAGGCCGCAGCAGCAGCAGCAGCAGGAGCAGCAGCAGCAGCAACUCGCACGAACAACGUCUGUCGGCCAGCCUGGACGAUGCCCUCUUCUCCGUCUUAAAGGGACGACCCUCCUUUACGUCAAACUUGUCCCCGCGGGGGCCGACCCCUCCUGUCGCUGUGUCGCUGGACGCUCCGAGUCCUUGUGAGGCCGCUGUUCCGAGUGAUGCAGGCGAGAAGACGUGCUCACGUUGUUCGGCGGCGCUCUCCCCGUACCCGACGCGGCCGUCGCCCGUUUACCGGCUGCCCUGCGGCCAUUUGCUGUGCCGCGCCUGCCUGCAAAGUCGCUCGGCGGCGGCGGCGGCCUCGGCCCGCGUCCUGUGCCGUACCUGCCGAAGCGCCGCCUCUCGCGCCGACAUCGUUCGCGUGCAUCACUAGCCUGCCCGGAGACAACGGAAGUGGGGGGGAAAGGAAAAAAAAAAAGAAAAUUGCUCUCAAGGCGAAGGUACGGAAAGUAAAUGUUUGUCCUUGUUCGUUGCUACAUUCUCAGGUGUACGGAGGACGUCAAGAAGUAUUGCAUAAAACUGAUUAGGAAAAAAAAAAUGGAACUGUUGUCCUCCCUUUUUGUAGUCUCGCCAUUGAGCGCCUCAGCCUUGGUUCAGAUGGCUUGUGGACACACAAAAGAAGCCUGAGGACAGCGCGCAGCACAGCCGAGUGGGUGGGGGGGGG